Molecule: messenger RNA, 681 nt
Organism: Budorcas taxicolor (takin)
Lineage: Eukaryota; Metazoa; Chordata; Mammalia; Artiodactyla; Bovidae
Gene: PROP1
Product: PROP paired-like homeobox 1
Exons: 3
Coding region: 1-681 (226 amino acids)
Biological process (GO): regulation of transcription by RNA polymerase II; pituitary gland development
Cellular component (GO): transcription regulator complex
Molecular function (GO): RNA polymerase II cis-regulatory region sequence-specific DNA binding; DNA-binding transcription factor activity, RNA polymerase II-specific
Source: RefSeq, a predicted model, not a curated record
AUGGACACAGAAGGGAGAAGUGAACAGGCUAAGCAAGCAAAGGAGCAAGUUUGCAGCAGCCUGUGGCCCGAGGGCUACCCAGCCACUGAGACUGUGACCUCCUCGGUGGACAUGAACACUCAGCCCUACCGGAAUCUGUCUGGUGUAAGAGUGGGGAGACCAAAGCUUUCCCUGCAAGGAGGACAGAGGGGUCGGCCACACUCCCGGCGCCGUCACCGCACCACCUUCAGUCCAGCGCAGUUGGAACAGCUGGAGUCAGCUUUUGGGAAGAACCAGUACCCUGACAUUUGGGCACGAGAAGGUCUUGCUCAGGACACAGGCCUCAGUGAGGCCAGAAUCCAGGUCUGGUUCCAGAACCGCAGAGCUAAGCAGAGGAAGCAAGAGCGGUCACUGCUCCAGCCACUGGCCCACCUGUCUCCUGCCACCUUCUCUGGUUUCUUGCCUGAGCCCCCUUCUUGUCCCUACCCCUACCCAACACCACCUCCCCCAAUGACCUGCUUCCCUCACCCCUACAACCAUGCUCUUCCAUCUCAGCCCUCCACGGGUAGUUCCUUUGCUCGACCCUACCAGUCUGAAGACUGGUACCCCAACUUGCACCCAACCCCUGCUGGUCAUCUGCCCUGCCCUCCACCCCCACCCAUGCUUCCCCUCAGCCUUGAGCCACCAAAGUCCUGGAACUAA